Messenger RNA from Pneumocystis jirovecii RU7, 1578 nucleotides. Its product is annotated as FACT complex subunit POB3. NCBI's taxonomy places the organism in Eukaryota, Fungi, Ascomycota, Pneumocystomycetes, Pneumocystales, Pneumocystaceae. Bases 1 to 1578 code for a protein of 525 amino acids. The transcript is spliced from 8 exons. Gene Ontology annotation, cellular component: nucleus; FACT complex. The record is from RefSeq and is a predicted model, not a curated record. Gene Ontology annotation, molecular function: nucleosome binding; DNA binding; histone binding.
AUGUCUGAGGUUAUUCAGUACGAUGAUAUUCAUUUGAAUCAGGGUGAGAUUGCUGGACGACUUAGAUUAGCGUCUAGUGGACUUGGAUGGAAAGAAUCAAAUUCAGAGGAGCCAUAUAUAGUAUCUGCAAGUGAUAUACGUAAAGCUCAAUGGUCUCGAGCAGCACGAGGUUUUGAAUUAAAGUUAACUCUCCGUAAUGGUGGGUUUGUCCAAUUGGAUGGAUUUGAAGAUGAUGAUCUUGAUACUUUGCGUAAAACUAUUAAAAAGUAUUUUGAUGUUAUUUUGGAGCAACGAGAACAUUCUUUAAAAGGAUGGAAUUGGGGAAAAACAGAGUUUUCUGGCUCUGAACUUUUGUUUAAUGUAUCAAACAAACCUGCAUUCGAAAUACCUUUAUCAAGUAUAUCUAAUACUAAUCUUUCCGGAAAGAAUGAAGUUAGUCUUGAAUUUUCGUUGUUUGGAAAUGAGAGUGAUAUGGGAAAAUUAGAAAAUCAAGUAGUAAAAGAUGCAACAAUACAAGAUCAGCUUGUUGAAAUGAGAUUUUAUAUCCCUGGUAUGACAACUACAGGAAGUGAAGAAAAUAGUGAAAGUGUUAAUAGUGCAUCUGUAUUUUAUGAGACUCUAAAGGAUAAGGCCGACAUAGGCCAAGUUUCUGGGGAAAGUAUUGUUUCUUUUUCUGAUGUUUUAUUUCUUACACCUCGUGGUAGAUAUGAUGUUGAUAUGUAUUCGUUAUUUCUUCGACUACGUGGUAAGACUUAUGACUAUAAAAUAUACUAUUCUUCAUUUGUUAAAUUAUUUCUUCUUCCAAAACCCGAUGACAUGCAUGUAGUUUUUGUUAUGGGAUUAGAUCCACCUCUUCGCCAAGGUCAAACUGAAUAUCCAUUUUUGGUUAUUCAAUUUAUGCGUGAAGAAGAAAUGGAAGUAGAAUUAAAUCUUGAAGAUUCUGAAUUUCAGGAAAAAUAUUCUGAAAAAUUAAAGAAGAAAUAUGAUCAGCUUGCAUAUGAAGUUGUAAGUCAGAUAUUUUAUGGAUUAACUAGUAGAAAAAUUAUAACUCCUUCUACUUUUAGAAGUUAUCGUGACCAUGCAGCUGUUAAAUGUUCUAUGAAAGCAAGCGAAGGGAAUCUUUUUUGUCUUGAUAGGAGUUUUUUGUUUAUUCCUAAGCCCUCAAUAUGGAUUCCUAUGUCUGAGAUUUCUCACGUUACACUUUCUCGUAUUAACACUUCUCUAUCUGCAUCUCGUACUUUUGACCUUACUUUUUCGCUUAAAGGGGGUGUUUAUUAUCAAUUUUCUAAUAUAAAUAGAGAAGAGCAAAAACUUCUUGAAGAUUUUAUAAAGUCAAAGAAUAUUAAAAUAAAAAAUGAUCUUAAUGAUGAUUCUCAAGCUAUACUUACUGCUUUGGAUGAUGAAUUGUCAGAUGACGAUCAUAGUAUACCAAUAAGUGAUGAUGGUGAAAGUCCAGAUGAUGAUUUUGAAGCGGAGAGUGAUAGUGAUGUUGCUGAAGAAUAUGAUGAAAAUGUUGAGUCGAGUAAAGAUUCGGGUGAGGAGGACGGGCCAAAAUCUAAAAAAAUGAAAUCAAAAUGA